Schistocerca gregaria is the source of this 4895-nucleotide messenger RNA. RefSeq lists its product as uncharacterized. The coding region runs from base 154 to 1164 and encodes 336 amino acids. The record is from RefSeq and is a predicted model, not a curated record. The transcript is spliced from 6 exons. Lineage: Eukaryota; Metazoa; Arthropoda; Insecta; Orthoptera; Acrididae.
AGUCUGCGGCGGGGAGCGGUGCGGGCAGGUCGCGCGGCGAUGGGCGAGAGCGCGUAGCCCGGCCCGGUGCGUCGCAGUGGUGCGCGGGUUCCACGGCGACGAUGUGAGGCGGCCGACGGCUGCUCGCUGCUGCACGUCCGAGGCCAGGCCGACAUGCCCGACGCCGAGUCCGGCAGGGGCAGCGUCGCGACGUCGGCGGCGGGGGGCGGCGGGGGCGGCGGCGGGGGCGUGGCGCCGCUGGGGCUGUCGCUGGGCACCCGCUGCGCCGCCCCCAUCUCGCGGCUGCGCGUCGAGAAGAUCGAGGGCGGCCUGCUGGUGGCCGGCGUCGUCGUCGCCGCCAACUGCCAGGUGGCGCUGCCGGCGUUCGGGGCGCUGUUCGCGCUGGCGGGCUGCGUGCUGACGGCGGCGGCGUACCGCGGGCCGGCGGCGGGAGAGCUGCCCGCCGAGUACGAGGCGCGCGUCUCGCUGACGGGCAGCUCGCGGGCGCUGGGGCCGGCGUGUCUGGCGGCCGGCGUCGCCAUGCUGAUGGCGGGCGCCGCGCUCUGCCUGCUGGCCCGCCGCGCCAGGCACCGGCAGCGCCGCGUCGCCUUCCACUGCCCGCUGCACGGAGACUUCUACCCGCUGUCGCCCGUCGCCGGCCUGCCGGGGAGCCUGAGCGGGGGCGGCAAGCCGCGCUACGGCAUGCUGUGCUGCCGGGGCCCCGGGGGGCGGCGGCUGUGGGGGGCGGGAGCGCCGAUGCCCACCCCGCAGUGCCCCCACUCGACGCUCAGCUCGACGCGCAGCUCCGUCUCCAGCGCGCCCGCCUCGCCCUGCCCGGCACCCACGCCGUUCCUCGUCACGUCGGGCUCUGUCAGCAGCAGCGGGAUGCUGCCGUCGGUGGGGGCCAACCUGUCGCCGGACCAGACGUUCGGCUCCAUCAAGUCGCUGGCGGCGGGCCGCGAGGUGGCCAGCUUCCCGCUCUCCAGGACGCCGUCACCGCCGCCGCCCCCGCCGGGUGCCGACAGUGCUCAGGCAGACGCUGCCACCACCGAGCAGCCGGUCCUGACUGUCGUCGCACCCGCCGCUGACGGUGCCGUAUCGCCAUCACCGACGACCCCGCCGAAAGGACCGCGCAAGUCCGUGUCCAUCGUCCUGCCUGAAGACGACGACUCGGGUCGCGGCUGAGGAGGCCGCGGUGUGGGAGCCGUGUGCCCGUACCUUGUGAAGCGUAAAGGUGUGCUUGUGGCAUAACAGGGUGUCGCAGAUCUAUUUACCCUAGAAGGACUGACCGGUGCUGCAGAGCACGAGUGUCGAGUUUUAGUGCGUGGACUUUGAAGGCUCUCACUUGUUGUAGAGUGGAUAGGGGGGAGGAAGAGGCAAAUGAGUGUAACUUAUGUACACUUUGAGAUCCACAGUACGUACCGAGAUUAUGAACAACUGUCAGCUCCACAAACAAAUGUUAAUGACUAAUAGGAGCCGAUCUGUUGCCAAUGUAAUUUACGUACGAGGUGGUACACUUGUUGGUGGACUGUGUCUGUGUCUCUCUGAACUGUUUUGCUAGUAGAUCUCCAAACAACAGAAACUUACUAUCUAGUGGUUUUAUUGUGUGAUAGUGUCUUUGUUACUGGACCAGAAGAAGGGUGCUCCUACCAGCUGGAAGUAUUGGAUAACAAUAAAAAUGUAACAGCAAUUUUUUGAUUGACAUGCUCCUCUGUGUCACGUUUAAUGUAAGCAGUUCAAUCCGCAUACGACAUUUGUACGCUACGGGCAUAUUCGAGGUGCCGUCAGUCAUAAUUGCCCCUGUCACUUACUAGAGAUUCGCCACACUGACACAAAAAUAUUUGCAGAGCACCGGAGAGGCCCUCAGUGAGCAGUUCGUACUUGUCGUGUAGAGGGUAUAUGUUCUCGCAGGUUUGUGUGUGGCAGUGUAGCACGUCUCUAAUGUCUAUGCGGAAACAGUGCUAGUCUGAAACUUUACCAUUUCAUGAGAAACAAAAGGGCCUCUGAACAACUGUGUUCAAUAAUCUCUCUGCUUUGUCAUCUCUUCACUGGAUUUUGCAGUGGCAGUGGAGGAGAGAAAGCGAUAAAUAUUCGAACUGCUUGAUAAUACCUCAAAAAUUUUUUAAUUCUCAAUGAGAUGGCAAAUAAUUCACUAUCGUCAAGAACUCUAGCAUUACAGAUGUGCCUGUCACACCAUCCUCUGUUCCAAAAGGCUUUGCAGUAGUACACUUUAUCGUGGGCAUCUUGUUCUUUUCUGUAUUUCUAAUAAAACUGGGGUAUGUAAUACAGCAAUUAGGGAAUUAAGGGCAGCACAGUGAGAAACUGAGUUACAACUGAUUUGGUUGGAGAGAGAACAGAAGUGAGGUGGGAAUGAACACACAAACUUUUUUGUGAUAUGGAAGCUGAGAAGUAACAAUACAAGAAGACAUACUUUAUUUUUAAGGCUCAGAAGUAAUGUGUUUAUGAACAUUACUCUACUGAUUGGCAACUGUAAUUGUACCAUUCUUUGCCAGAUCAAACCCUUGAGUUGUACAUUCCUAAUUUCAUUCCACGAGAUGAGGAGGUAUUCUUCCAUCUAUUUUUCUACAUCUAUACUCUACAAGCAACUUUAGGGUGUGUGGUGGAGGGCACUUUGGGUACUGUUUUUAUCCUCCUUUCCCGUUCUGUUCAAAAAUUGUUUGCAAGAUGAACAUUUUCAGUAAAUCUCUACACGAACUCUAAUAUCUGUGGGCCCUCAUCACCACAUUCACACGGAAUUAUCACUUCCAUAGGCCUACUACCUGAAGUCGCUUCCACAUCUGGUAAGUGGUGUUCGCGGCCUAAAGGAGUGCCCCCUCAGCGUAGAGAACCACCUGAACUACAGUGGAGCUGGGAGGCCACAGGUACUACGAACAUGUCUCAAUUUUCUUCAUCUUUGACUAACAAGUGCGGACUCAGAACUGCUUCACCACUGCUCUGCAGACUGCUAUUGGUGAAGUUAUCUACCACUCACUACCUAAGGAUUUCAAAGCUGCCAGACCUAUUCAGUGAUGUAUGUCAUUCCCCACUUUGAAAAUGAAGAUGUUAUCUACGGAUGAGCAUUUUCACCAAUUGAAACCUCAGUGUUGUCAUCAGCCAAACCUGCUGCAGUUUAUUCUGGCACCAAUGAAGUGACUUCACUAGUGAAACAUUUGUGUCAGUGUUGGGAAUGCUUGAUGUAAGAGUGGUGGAAACCUUCCUGAAAUUGCAAAUACCACAAAAAUGGAGUUCCCUUUGGGGCAGCUGCAUUUAGUUUCAACAGUUGGCAACCUAAUGUCCGUCCGUGGUGUGCCAAGUUUUGAAAUAAGAAUUCCUGACCACGUGCCAUACUGAAACUGAAUACGUAUGCCGGGAGUGUAGUGUCCCCAGGACCAGUGUCGAUAUUAGUCUCAAAAUUUUCUUUUGUGUGUUAAUAAAAUAAAUAUGUGGUGCUCAGUAUUAAAAAUAUGAGUUUGUGACCUCACUGUCAAUACGUACGGUCUACAUCUGGGAGGCCUAAUGUGUAACUGGUCGGAAAAUAUUACUGUCCUUGUGGCUCUAAUACCUGAUACCCUUAACUGAUUAGUGUAUUGUGUAGUGCAGGUAAUUUACAUCUGGACAGUUGAUUGUAUACUUCAAUAUUCUUUACAAUAUGAAGUUUUAGAUUAAGGAAUAUCAUAAAUAACAAUAUAAAAGACAGAAGAAGUGCAGCACUUGAUUAUAUUUGAAAUUAAGCAUCUGACAUAAAAAUUGCAAUUAAAUGAUUGGAUACAUCUAAAAUUAUACUUUGCCAAGUUUUCUGCAUUGUCAUUUCAAUUAUCAGAAAGUAAGCAAUCUUCUGUCUUGUAUAGUGUUAGUCUUCAUUUUUUACUUUUUUUUAAAUGUGGCAAUCCUAGUACUUUAGAACAAAAUUAUGUCUACAAAAUUCUCACCAAAAACAAAUAUUUCAAGAGUGUGCAUUUCACUAGUACAUGUUGCAACCUGACAGGAGCUCAUUAGUAUGUAAUAUAUGAGCUACUGUCACACAAAAUAAGUUUGGUGUGUUCUCGACAGUGUACAGAGUCUGAUACAUUAUUUUAUUUGAAUAUUAAUGAAUUCUGCAUCACUUUGUAGUAGAGCAGUUUCAUACUUUGAAGUGUAAGGCACACAGAGAGUGUUUUACUCCCCCAGCUAUGCUCUUGGUACUGCUGCAUGCUUCUUCCACUGUAAGUGGUACAGUACAGGACCCUAGAGUCCUGCUCAUGUACCUGUGCCGACCACAGGUGACUGAUUUUUGAUGGCACUCAUUAAUGUAUUACAGUAUUCCACUAAAAUAAACUAUUAUUUUUGGUCUCAUAAAUAUCUAAUUAACAAUAACAACUUACUAUAAAUUGAUUUUUUUCUUCUCUUUGGUUAAGGUAAAUCCAGAGGAAGAAUAAUUAUCAGACGAACACAUUUACUGUGAGUUUAAUUUGUGAUCAGUUAGCAAUGUGGGUAAUUAAAUAUAGAAAGAUAUUGCAAAUGCAUCAAGAGGAACCCAAUUGUCUUGGUCUGGGGGGGGGGGGGCAGUUUAGCAGCUACAAAUUAAAUACUGUCCCACAUAAAGUUGUGAAGUGUUCGAAAGAGUAGAUAACUUCAAAAUGUUGCCCCUUAUUUAGUAGUCACUUUGAACGAAGAACUUGAGGAGUAUUUAUGGAAAUCUUGUUUCGUUGUAAUAAGAUUUCUAGUGAUUACUUUUUUUGGCCAGCAAUUGAUUGUGAUACACAGGGGUGCAAACCAGUGCAUGCAACUUUGCACUCACAACAUACUUUAACUGGUGGCAUUCAGAUUAAAAAAGGGAGGAAAGUGUGACUGGUCUUACACACAGUAGAAUUCAUCAAAAGGAAACAACUCAACCUGUGUUUAGAGAACCCCCAGGUUAUUAUUUUCAACAGGAUAAG